Alternaria triticimaculans is the source of this 1056-nucleotide messenger RNA. RefSeq lists its product as uncharacterized. NCBI's taxonomy places the organism in Eukaryota, Fungi, Ascomycota, Dothideomycetes, Pleosporales, Pleosporaceae. The record is from RefSeq and is a predicted model, not a curated record. The coding region runs from base 1 to 1056 and encodes 351 amino acids. Gene Ontology annotation, molecular function: heme binding. The transcript has a single exon.
AUGCUCGUGGCCGUCUCGAUUCUGGCACUCUCGCUGUCCUUCCUCGUCUACCAGCGCCCGCCCUCGACAUGGCUCGCCUUCAUUACUCGCUUUACCCGCUCUGGCGCGUCGUCGAUACCUGAGAAGUCGCAGCAUGGCGAGACAGACCACCGCACUCCCGCGGCGGAGCAGCGCAUAGAGCUGGAGAGUCCAACAAAGCAUGAAGAUACCAGAGUGACUGCAAAGAGCCCAUCUCCCGAAUCCACACCAAAAGCUGCGCCGGCCUCUGAAAAGGAUGCGCCUGCCGUACCUACCUUCACGCUCAACGAGCACGAGAGCUCCGACGAGGAUGAAGAAGACAACCUCCCACCGCCCUCCUUCCCAGCCAUGAACUCUGCCCAGCGAGCCUCGAAGCCGCCCUCGCUAUCCGCCAUGCCCCCUCCAUCCACCAUGCCUCCACCCAGCAAGCCCUCGCUCAUGGCCCCGCCACCAAAACCCACAACCUCGCUCAUGCCGCCACCCCGAGUCGCAGCUUCAAACCUGCGCGCCCUCCCCAACACCUCCACCCAGUCAAUGCGCGUGCCCACAACCGGGCCCCUUCCGAACCGCGGCCCGCUACCCAAUCGCGGCCCACCGACCUCAAACGGCAGCCUGGGGCUUCCACCCACCGCAGGCGCCGCACUCAAGACACCAAACGCACGAGGCAAGGUACUCCUGUCGCCCGGCCACUCGCCACUCGACUGGGCCUAUCUGCAGAAGUCAGGCAAGAACUUGUCGGGCGUUGACUCCAUGAUACGCGUUACACCCGCUAUGCUCAAGGAGAAGAACGGCCGGAAGGGGAAGCCCGCGUGGUCGAGCUAUCAGGGUAAGGUGUAUAACAUCUCGCCCUACCUGCCGUUUCACCCUGGUGGAGAGGGCGAGCUGAAGAGAGCGGCGGGAAAAGACGGGACGAAGCUGUUUAUGGAAGUGCAUCCGUGGGUGAAUUGGGAGAACAUGCUCGGCGAGUGUAUGGUGGGUAUUAUGGUGAGUGAAGAGCAGGCGCCGAGUGAUGCUGGCGGAUUAGAGGAUAUGGAUUGA